GAUUGGGGUGGGGGGGUGAUGUUAAAGGGUAUGGGGGUUUCUUUCUGAGGGGAUAGAAAUGUUUUAAAAUUGAUUGUGAUGAUGGUCGCACAACUCUGUGAAUAUACUCAAAGCCAUUGAGUUGUGGACUUGAAAUGGGUGAAUUACAUGGUAAAUGAAUUAUAUCUCAAUAAAACUGUUGGGGGAAAAAGUCAUGUCCUCCCUCCGACCCCCUUCUCCUGCCAGGAAUCCUUAGGCUCCAGCCUCCUGCCUUUGGGAAAUCUCUCUCUCCUCCACCCUCUCUCUGCACGUGUGUGCGUGCGCACACACACACACACACACACACACACACACACACUUUCCAUCUCCCGUUCUCGUUACCUUCUUCUGCCUUAAGACAUUUUUCACUCUAUUGCCAUUCCCACCAACUACAGAGAAGUGCCUUCCCCAAAGAGAAGUUCCUUCCACAGCCAAAGUGCCCCAUAGAGGUAUUUUCCUAAACACUUUGCUCUUUAAAAGUUACUCACCUCCCUUUCGGUCCUUGCACGCAGGGGAACAAGGUCGUGAGGAAAGGAGCACGAUGUGUGCUGCCUCUACUUCUUACGCCUUCGGUUUCUGCGCCUUUCACAGGGCUUCCAACAGCGCUAUGUUGGGACAAAGCAUCCAGAGGUUCACAACCUCUGUGGUCUGUAGGAGCCACUGUGAGGAGGGUCCAGGGAAGAGUUUACCAUUUUCAGUGGAAAACAAGUGGUGGUCACUAGCUAUGGUGACUUUGUACUUUGGGUCUGGAUUUGCUGCACCUUUCUAUAUAGUAAGACACCAACUGCUUAAAAAAUAAUCCAUGAGACAGAUACAAAGAGGAGCAUUUUAAGUGUGCAGUCUCUUUGAAAAAAUGAUCAAACUCUUGAACUCAGCAUCCUAGAUAUGUUUGUAAAUAAACUUAAGGCAUAAAAAAGUUACUCACUUGACAGCUAUUAAAAUUACGAUUUUAAAGUCCCCGUGGUGAUCUAUCAUGGCAGUCACUAACAAGUCCUAAUAGUUGUAAAUUCCAAGAGCUUCAUAAUCCCAAGGAAAGCGUGGCCAACUCAACUUCUCCCAAGCCCCACUGGUCUCUGUUCUGAAACGUAACUCAGUCACCUCACAGGUGGGGAGAGAGGGUGAGGAAGUUGGUUGCCAGGGCCAGGUUCUUGCAGGUUUUGGGGUCUGGAACAGGGUGGGCAAACUACAGCCUGUGGGCCAAAAUCAGCCCACUUCCUGAUUUUGUAAAUAAAGUUUUAUUGGAACACACAGCCACAUCCAUUCAUUUACUUAAUGUCUCUGGUUGGCUUCUUGUUACAACAGCAGAGUGGAGUAGCUGUGACAGGGACUGUAUGGUCUGCAAAGUCUAAAAAUAUUUAGUAUCUGGCCCUUUCCAGAAAAGGUUUGCUGACCCCUGACAUGGAAGAUACAGGCUUGAACUCCAGCUCAUCACAUGCUGGGUGUGUGACCUUGGACAAGUCAGUUCCUCUCUUUAAGCUUGUUUCCUCAUCAGAAAACCAGAGGCAGUAACAGUGCCUCCCUUAUAUGUUGCUUGUGCAAUGAAAAUGAC
Molecule: messenger RNA, 1567 nt
Organism: Balaenoptera musculus (blue whale)
Lineage: Eukaryota; Metazoa; Chordata; Mammalia; Artiodactyla; Balaenopteridae
Product: cytochrome c oxidase subunit 7C, mitochondrial-like
Exons: 1
Coding region: 560-817 (85 amino acids)
Biological process (GO): mitochondrial electron transport, cytochrome c to oxygen
Source: RefSeq, a predicted model, not a curated record